This is a messenger RNA of Dinoponera quadriceps, 1626 nucleotides long. RefSeq lists its product as uncharacterized. NCBI's taxonomy places the organism in Eukaryota, Metazoa, Arthropoda, Insecta, Hymenoptera, Formicidae. The coding region runs from base 1 to 1626 and encodes 541 amino acids. The record is from RefSeq and is a predicted model, not a curated record. The transcript is spliced from 8 exons.
AUGCUCGACUCAUCGUCCAUACACCACACGGUCAACAUGAAGCUCCUCCUGCUCGCAUCCGUGAUCUGCUUCACGGCUGCUCUGGCAGCACCAGCAGAAGAGAAGCAGAAGAGAAAUAUCCUGCCGGGCGACCCGCGCUACCGCGGAAACGACCAGCACCAUCAUCUUCAUCAUGAGCACGAAAACGAGAAGGACUCAUUCCAGGUACCCAAGCCGAGCUAUGGUCCGCCCAACCACACACCUGGUAACCUCAUCAACAGCGACUUCCUGUCGAUUAACAACAACAAGGAUACCAUUCAGGUGCCGUCUACUUCAUACGGAAUACCCGACACCAUUCAGCUCAACGGCAACUAUAUUGCUCCCAACGUCGAGGACAAGAAGACGCCUCUUAUCAAUGUGCUUCCCAAGACUGAUGUACACUUUAACCCUGACCUGAACUAUCAAGUACCGUACGCUGAAGCGCCCAUCACUUCUUACGGUACCAACAUUAAGAGCAAGAAACGAAUUCAUAUCCUGCAGACCUCGUACGGAAUCCCCGUAAAGAAAGAUACGACGAUCGACAAGCAGCCGAAACUCGAGAACGUGCACGCGCAGAAGGAUAUCGUUAUCGAGAAGGCGAAGCUGCCCGAGACUCAAGGAUUAACUCAGCAAUCGAUCAGCAGCCUGCCCAGCUUCAACUCCUUCACCGACAACAGCCAGUUCUCAUUGGCGCACACGAGCUACCCCACGAGUUACCCCACGAGCUACCAUACGAGCUACCCCACGAGCUACCCCACGAGCUAUCCCACGAGCUACAUCGGCAACUACCAGUCGUUCGGCUCCAUCCCCGUCAAGACCGUCGACCACCACGUGCAAGUAAAGGUGCCGCAGCCGUACCCGGUUCCAGUGACGAAGCAAGUGACCUACCGCGUCCCGGUACCGCACACCGUCGAGGUCCCGAAGCCGUACCAGGUGCGCGUGCCGUACCCGGUCCGGGUUCCGGUGGACCGUCCCUAUCCCGUGGAGGUUCCCCGUGCUGUGCCCUACCCGGUGCCGCACUACGUCCACACGAGCGUGCCGGUGGUGCAGCCGCACUUGACCGUCGACGUGUUAAAGGCGAACCCGAUCCAGACCUUCUUCGAGAACACGGCGUCCACGUUCCAGGACACGAUCAGCAAUCUGCCGAGCUUCCCGAACCCCUUCGAGAACUUCCAGAACCCCUUCGAGAACUUCCAGCUGCCGUCCCUGCCGAUCUUCCCCGCGCAACCGACCCCGACGUCCGCCGACGCUGACACCGUCACCAUCGAGAACCCAACGACCAAGACCGUGAUCAACAAAGUGAUAGAUCCUGUCCCCAUUGUGCCCGCCAAACCCAAACUGAUCGUUGAUCCUGUUCCGAUUGUGCCUGUCAAACCCAAGUUGAUCGUUGAUCCUGUCCCCACUGUGCCUCUCAAACCCAAAUUGAUCGUUGAACCUACCCCCAUUGCGCCUUUCAAGCCCAAAUUGAUCAUCGAACCUACCCCCAUUGUGCCUAUCAAGCCUAAAUUGAUCAUUGAUCAUCCAGUUCCCUUCGAGCAAAUCGGGAAGGCCACGUCGCAGAAGGAGUACACGCAGCCGAUCGGCACCAACGGCGGCUACAUCUACUAA